UGCAUACGUGGCAUAAAUACGCAAACUGUUGGAGCAGCUCACUUUAUAAGUGUAAUAACGGCAGCCCUGUCAUAAUAAAUGGAAAGGCCUCAUACCAGCAAGCUGAGAAUGAAUUUCCUAAAGAACAUCCUUUGCCAGCUGUUGCUUUUCACUUGUAUAUGUGAAGCAGUUAACAGAAAUCUCCUAGAAUCGCCUCAACACUUUUGCGUCUCAGCUGGAUGUUACGAUGCGGGUAUUGAAAUCAUGUCCAGUUUGAACACAUCUGUGAAUGCUUGCGAUGACUUUUACCAAUAUGCCUGUGGUGGAUGGAUAAAAAAACAUGCCAUUCCUAAGAACACAAAUCGCUUUUCCGUCUUUUCCAAAUUUCAAGAUGAACAACUCAGAGAUAUGUUUACGGAGCAAUUAAACCAAGGUGCACCACUUUUCAUUCGCGUAUUAAAACAAAUAUAUGAUACCUGCAUGGAUGAAGUUGGAUUACCCAUCCUUUGCAUUAAAUCCUGAGUAUUUGUUGGUUGCGAAUGAUAGUUAUAGAAGACUAUACUUAACAUUGAUGUCUGAGGCACCUGGCCAUUUAGUGAUCGAGGAU
Messenger RNA from Stegodyphus dumicola, 586 nucleotides. Its product is annotated as neprilysin-2-like. NCBI's taxonomy places the organism in Eukaryota, Metazoa, Arthropoda, Arachnida, Araneae, Eresidae. Gene Ontology annotation, molecular function: metalloendopeptidase activity. The record is from RefSeq and is a predicted model, not a curated record. Gene Ontology annotation, cellular component: plasma membrane. Gene Ontology annotation, biological process: protein processing.